GAGUCUAAUGACGAAGGCAGCGACCUACUGACGUCUCGAGCCCCUGAUUGAAUGAUGUCCCCUCCUGCUCUGUGAGAAACAUCCAGGUGUAUAAAACAGGAGCGGAGCCACAGACCGAGCAGAAGGAGACAGUCAGGAAACGGCGGAUCAUCAGUGGACAUACAGUGAGAUCAGGACUUUGGAGGAAGAGCCAAACGCAGACAACUUUCUCCAGAGCACAUGUGUAAAGCGAUGUUACAACGGACCGGCCCCCAGCUGCUUCUCCUAAUAGCCCUAUGCAGUGUGUUGUACUCCCGGACUCUGAGUCUGCCAUACACAUCCAUGAGACCGACGAGACACGCAGACGGUCUGUUCACCAGCGGAUACAGCAAGCUCCUGGGGCAGCUCUCAGCGCGGAGGUACCUGGAGUCUCUGAUCGGAAAGCGGGUCAGUGACGAGCUGAUGGAGGAGCCAGUCAAGCGUCACUCAGACGCCAUCUUUACAGACAACUACAGCCGCUUCCGCAAACAGAUGGCCGUCAAGAAAUACCUGAACUCAGUCUUAACAGGGAAGAGAAGCCUGGAAGACCCUGGAGCCAGCGACGCAGAAGAGUCCAGGGACGAACCCAACACCUUCCAGGAGAGCUACGACGACAUCAAUGUAGAUCACCUCCUAAACAACUUUCAACUGCCACUUUGAGGAGGGGCCUGCGUUGAAUACCUCAACUCAUCCUCAUCAAACCGCCCAUUCCAAAAAAAACAACACCGUGUUAAUCCAAAGGACAGUCAAAGUCAAAUGAACCAACGAUGAUGUGUUUCUCUAUCUAUCCAUCCACACCGUACAUGUUUACACUGUAUAUACACAGUAUAUAUACACACAAUACUAAUCACUAAAGAUUUGUGGCUCAACGAGUUUUUUUUGGGGCCGAAUCGAGCAACAUGUGUGUCCACGAGCAGUUUGGUCAACCAGCGUUUGAAGAUGGCGUCCGGUGACAGUUACCAUGAACAGCAGUACCACAUUUUACUUUAUUUCUCAGAUCAACGUUGUUCCAUUGACUUUCAAUGGAAACAUUUGUGCCCUGAUAGCUUUUGUAAGGAAUCACCGUCGUGUUAAAACCGAGGGGGAAUCUGUCCCGUUAACUUUCAGUCAAACAUUUGAAUGUCAGUAGAGCAGCAUUUAGUUCUGAUAGUACACCUUUACUAUUGGUUUUCAGUGGAUCUACUGUUUCGUUUUAUGUUCGACCAACAUUUGUUUAAAUAGGAAAAAAAUAUUGAAUUCAUAUGAAUUUUCAUGCGUAAAAGUUCCAUUAACUUUCAAUGGAGAACAUGACCAGUUCCUCCUCAAUGGGACACUGGCACCAUGAGCUUUCAAAAUGAAUUAUUGACUCCAACUGGAGCAUGGCCCCAUCACUUUUAAUAGAAGUAUAGUUAUUUCAAACAUGAAUGUAAUAUUUGUCACUUUUUGUUUCAAGAUUAUUGUUGCACUAUAAACUUUUAAUGGAAAUAGUUCCUGAGAGUAAUUUUAAUGGAAUAAAUGUUCCAAUAAACUUGAGUGAAAUUUGUUUGACCUGUUGAAGUUUAAUUUUUAAUGAAACUUUUGUCUGAUUGAUUCUCAGCAUCACUUGUCAAUAUUUACAUUGAAUUUCGGUCGAGCACUUGUCCAAUUAAUAUUUAAUGAAUUCUUUUACAAUUCUUUUUUAUUGGAAUAGCUGCCUUGCAACCGAUUGUACCACUGACUGAAACGGAUCCACGGCCCAAUUCACUCUUAAUAUGAUUAUAAGACUUUUUUAUUAUCCAUUAAGUUUCAAUGGAGCAUUAAAAAUCUUCAUAAUGUUUCAUAUCUGUCACCUUAUUUUCAAGAUAAGUGUUAUUAGUUUUCAAUGGAAACAUUUCACCUAAUCACAUUUAAUGGAAUAGAUUUGAGUAAAAUUUAACCGAUUGACAUUUGACCUGUUGAACGUCAAUGGAACAUUGUUUUUAUUUAUUUCAUCUAUUUUCAGGGCCCCGAUCUAAAACAUGUGUCCAAUUAACUUUCAAUAGAACAUCUGUAUGAUUGGGUUCUGAUUCAUUUUCUGCCAACUAAUUGUUCCAUUAACUUUCAAUACAGGACCAUUACUUUUCAGUAACAUUUAAAACUUAUAACCAUCUACAUAUACAGUCAUUACAAUGGAGAAUUUGAUUGAUGCAUUGGGAUGAUAAAAAAAAUGUUUAAAAUGUAAUGUACUAUGACACACAGGACAAUUAAAUGGGACGUCUGUCAUGUUAAAUGUUCCAUUCAUUUUCAAUGGUGCAAUCAUGAUCUAAAUGCUGAGUUGGUUGUGUUAGAGGAUCCAAAUGUGGUUAUUUGUUUUUAAAAAUAGAUACAGGAGGAAGGAGGACACAUUUUCAAUGGACACAGAUGCAUAUAAUCACUUUAUACUAUCCACUAUGUAGAGCAAAGAAGUUAUAACUGUGCAUAGACCUGCCUGUAGCGCAUAUAGUGAUGUACACCACUCACCAAAUAAAAGAUGUUGGUUUAUUUUUCAAA
Messenger RNA from Hippoglossus stenolepis (Pacific halibut), 2505 nucleotides. RefSeq names its product vasoactive intestinal peptide. The transcript is spliced from 6 exons. Gene Ontology annotation, cellular component: perikaryon; extracellular region; neuron projection. NCBI's taxonomy places the organism in Eukaryota, Metazoa, Chordata, Actinopteri, Pleuronectiformes, Pleuronectidae. The record is from RefSeq and is a predicted model, not a curated record. Bases 220 to 678 code for a protein of 152 amino acids. Gene Ontology annotation, biological process: epinephrine secretion; negative regulation of potassium ion transport; regulation of sensory perception of pain. Gene Ontology annotation, molecular function: peptide hormone receptor binding; neuropeptide hormone activity.